AUGGCUGCCAAUUUUGGCGGUGGUUGCCUCUCCUCGUUACGCAUUCACUGGAAGAAACGGAGCAAAGGGCAGCAAGAAGCCUCUAAGCCUCUCAAGCAGGUGACUACCUCGGAACCUCCUGUUGAGGAAAGCGGCCGGCCGUUGGGCUUGAUUCCAACGACCCAAAAGAGAUCUGCUCCUUCGAAUGGCCAUGUUGAACCUCUCGGAUCAUCCGCAGUGGUGUCACGUGGUCUAUCACCAACGGGCAGUGAACACCAGCCGGCCCUCAUCACCUCCACCUCUGAUCGAACAUCGGCCACAGCAGAUACUCCACUUCCACAGUCUGACCUAUGGCAGGAAGCGCGCGAGCAAGUGGACGAAUCAACCCUGGACUGGAUGAAGAAAAAUUCUGUGGAGACAGAUGCUAAAGCGACCAUUUCUGAAAUCAUUCAGGUAGUACGCCGUAGAGAAGAAGAACAUAUGGAACAGGCGCUGAAGCUGACGGUUAGAAAUCGCGAGAUCUUGUGGAAAGACUACGCGGGAAGAGUAGUCAGCUUGGUCACAACGAUAGGGGAUGUCGCCAUCAGCUUCGCUCCUGCGCCUUCUCCGAUCAUCUGGUCAAGUGUUAAGGUGCUUUUAGAGGUAUAUUACACAACGUGGACAGCGCUUCAAUAA
Alternaria arborescens is the source of this 654-nucleotide messenger RNA. RefSeq lists its product as hypothetical. The record is from RefSeq and is a predicted model, not a curated record. Lineage: Eukaryota; Fungi; Ascomycota; Dothideomycetes; Pleosporales; Pleosporaceae. The transcript has a single exon. Bases 1 to 654 code for a protein of 217 amino acids.